Diversispora eburnea is the source of this 2658-nucleotide messenger RNA. The record is from the annotation of a GenBank genome assembly. NCBI's taxonomy places the organism in Eukaryota, Fungi, Glomeromycota, Glomeromycetes, Diversisporales, Diversisporaceae.
AUGGCUGCUUUCUCCGUUCCUCAACCUGUUAAAGUUGAACCCGGAAAAAAAACGAGACAAAAAAAAUGGAACAUUCGAGAUGAUCCUAUUACAUGGCAAAAUUGGUAUAAACAUAUUAAUUGGCUUCACACACCAGUUCUUAUUUCUACACCGAUUAUUGCAAUCUAUGGAUUUUACACAACUAAACUUCAGCUCUACACUGCAAUAUGGGCUAUCGCAUAUUAUUUUAUAACUGGAUUAGGCAUUACUGCAGGUUAUCAUAGAUUAUGGGCCCAUCGUGCGUAUAAAGCAUCACGCCCCUUUGAAAUUUUCUUAAUAUUUGCUGCUUCAGGUGCAGUAGAAGGUUCAAUUCGAUGGUGGUGCAGAGAUCAUCGAUCGCAUCAUCGAUGGACUGAUACAGAUUCCGAUCCAUAUAACGCACAUAAAGGACUUUUUUAUUCACAUUUGGGUUGGAUGUUAUUAAAACAAAAUCCUAAUACUACGGGUCGAGCCGAUAUUUCAGAUCUUAGUGCUGAUCCACUAAUAAUGCUUCAAAGUAGAUAUUAUGGGGUAUUUGCGAUAGUUAUGGGAUUCAUUUUUCCAACGGCAGUUGCUGGAUUCUAUUUUGCUACCAUAUGUCGUUUGGUUUUCGUUCAUCAUGCAACAUUUUGUGUUAAUUCUUUGGCUCAUUAUUUGGGUGAUACUCCAUUUGACGAUAGGCAUACUCCACGUGAUCAUUUCAUAACCGCAUUUUUUAGUUUAGGCGAAGGUUAUCAUAACUUUCAUCACGAAUUUCCCGGAGAUUAUCGUAAUGCCAUAAGAUUUUAUCAAUAUGAUCCAACUAAAUGGUUAAUUAAAACUUUAUCUUAUUUCGAUUGGGGUAAACCAUUAGAUCAAUUACCUAUAUACACAUAUGAAGAAUACGAGAAAAAUGCUAAAAGUAACAAUUGGAUUUGUAUUGAAGGAAUCAUUCAUGAUAUUACUGAUUUCAUGGAAGAUCAUCCUGGUGGUAAAGCAAUUCUUAUUGCUUCCCGAGGAGAAGACAUGACAAAUGCUUUUAAUGGAGGAGUUUAUGAUCAUUCAAAUGCUGCCAGAAAUUUAUUGUCUUCAUUCCGUAUUGGUGUUAUAUCGGGUGGUGGUGAAGUUAUGAGUCAAGGAUAUGGAACGCCUCAACAAUAUGGUCAACAACAACCUGGUCAACCACCAUAUGGUCAACAACAUGGACCACCACCUCAAGUACCACCAGGUGCCGACUCUCAAUUAUGGUUUUGGUUUCAAGCGGUUGAUACUGAUAGAAGUGGAGCUUUAACCACUGAAGAAUUACAAAAAGCUUUGAUUAAUGGUGAUUGGAGUCCAUUUAACAUUGAAACGGUACGAUUAAUGAUGAAUAUGUUUGAUACAGAUAACACUGGGACAAUUACUUUUCAAGAAUUUGCUGGUCUUUGGAGAUAUAUUGAAGAUUGGAAAAAGUGUUUUACAACUUUUGAUGCGGAUGGAUCUGGUACUAUUAAUUUCGGAGAAUUGAAAAAUGCCAUGAAAACUUUUGGAUAUAAUUUAAGUGAUAAUUUCAUUAAUCUUCUUAUUAAAAAAUAUGAUAAAUAUGCGGGCAAUAAAACAGGAAAGGGAGAUGUGACCUUUGACAAUUUUGUGCAAUCUUGUGUGACUGUUAAGACUCUUACAGACUCCUUCCGACGUUAUGAUACUGAUAACGAUGGAUGGAUCCUAAUUAAUUAUGAGCAGGAAGAUAUGGCUGCCGAAUCUAAAAUAGAAUUGCAACCUCCCCUUUCACCUUUUGGUAAUGCUGUUGCUGGUUCAUUAGGAGCAUUAAUUGCUUUAUUCAUAACUUAUCCUUUAGAUAUCACAAAAACACGGCUUCAAGUACAAUCUAAAAGCGAUUCGUCAAAAAUUGCAAAAAACGAAUAUUAUCAUUCGACAAAAGAUGCAUUAUAUAAAAUUAUAUCUUCUGAAGGAAUAUCUGGUCUUUACGCAGGAUUACCUGCUGGACUUAUAGGAGUUGCUUCCACAAAUUUUGCCUAUUUUUAUUGGUAUUCUUUAAUUCGUUCUUAUUAUCAAAACAAAAGGUCAUCAUCAUCAUUAUCCACUACCACUGAACUUAUUCUAGGUGCUUUUGCAGGAGCUCUUGCUCAAAUAUUUACUAUUCCUGUAUCAGUUAUUACCACAAGACAACAAACUACUAAAAGUCAUGAUCGUAAAGAUCUUAUAGGUACAACGAAGGAAAUUAUUUCUGAAGACGGAAUUACAGGAUUAUGGAAAGGACUUAAACCAUCUUUAAUAUUAUGUGUAAAUCCUGCCAUUACUUAUGGAGCUCUUAGUAAAACCAUUGCUACAAUAUUUACUUAUCCUUAUAUUAUGGCAAAAGUUAGGUUACAAUGGAAACCACCAAAAUCUGAUUUAAAAGAUGGAAUUGAUUUUGAAGAAUGUGAAGAAGAUUCUUCAAAUUUUAAAAGAAAUAUAAAAUAUAAAGGAGCGAUUGAUGUUUUGAGAAAAGUUCUAGCAACAGAUGGAGUUCAAGGAUGGUACAAGGGAAUGCAAGCACAAAUUACAAAAGCUGUACUCUCUCAAGCAUUACUUUUUUACAUGAAAGAAUAUACCACUCGAUAUACAAUUUUUAUUUUUGUCUUAUUUGCACGUCUCUCAGCUGCUCGACGUCAAAUUUAA